CGAAAGCUCUAGGGUAAAAGACAGAAGUAGAAAACAUGCACGCCAAGAAACACACAGAUGAUGACUCAUGACCGCCCCCCAUAUAACACAUGACCUCCACCGUGCCAUUCCUCAACCUAAUUAAACCAACCCAUUCAUUUCAAUUUCAUCAUAGUGUGAGUCUGCCAAUAUUAAUAAAUCACACUCCCAUCACAUAUAGGCUCUCCUCUCAUUCCAACAACAUGAUCACCACUCCUCCUCCUCCUCCCAUCAAUAAUCUCACCUCCCCCUCCUUCUCCGAGACUUUCGUGGCCGGAAACUUGGUUUCGGCGCAACUCUUUUUCCUUCACCACAUCCAAAUCUUGGAGCUCUUUCUGGCUCUGUGUAUUUUCAUAACCAUACACUCGUUGAGGCAGAAGAAGCGCCAUGGCCUACCCGUUUGGCCGGUGCUUGGCAUGCUACCCUCUCUCUCUUUUGCCGUACUUGGACUCCAAACCAACAACAUAUAUGAGUGGCUUUCCCAAGUUCUUUGCCACCAAAACGGCACGUUUCUAUUCCAAGGCCCUUGGUUUAGCAGCCUCUUUAGCGUCAUCACUUCAGACCCUCGUAACUUGGAGCACCUUCUCAAGACCAAGUUCUCCAAUUUUCCCAAAGGCCCUUAUUUCAGAGACACCGUUCGAGAUCUUCUCGGGGAUGGAAUAUUCAACGCGGACGACGAGACGUGGCAGCAACAAAGGAAGACGGCUAGCAUCGAGUUCCACUCAGCUAAGUUCCGGCAACUGACCGCAGAUUCGUUGUUUGAACUUGUCCAUGGUAGGCUUUUGCCCGUUUUAGAGGACUCCAUCAAACACUCGACCGCAAUCGACCUCCAAGACAUUCUUUUGAGGUUGACUUUUGACAAUGUUUGCAUGAUCGCGUUUGGGGUCGACCCUGGUUGCUUGCAGCUGGGGUUACCCAAAAUACCAUUCGCUCAGGCCUUUGAGGAUGCAACGGAAGCAACACUUAUGCGCUUCGUGACCCCAUCGUGCUUGUGGAAGACCAUGAGGUACUUAAACUUGGGCGCUGAGAGGAAGCUAAAGAGGUCCAUAAGAGGAGUGGACGAGUUUGCGGAAGACGUCAUUCGGACAAGGAAGAAAGAGCUCCCGCUACUAAUUUCUGCCACCAAUAAUUCUAAUGCUUCUAAUGAUAAGGAUAAGAAGAAUAAGCAGAUUAGAUCAGACUUGUUAACGGUUUUUAUGGGUUUGAAAGACGAGAGGGGGGAGGCGUUUUCGGACAAAUUCUAGGAUAUAUGCGUCAACUUCAUACUUGCAGGGAGAGACACGUCAUCGGUGGCACUGAGCUGGUUCUUCUGGCUGCUUCAUCACAAUCCGGAGGUGGAGCACAAGAUUCUUCAAGAAAUAUGCCGGAUUGUGGGCGCAAGAACAUCAUCUGAUCGUGAUCGUGAUCAUGAAAUUAAAAGUGACAAUGAUGAAGCAGUAGUAUUCAAGCCAGAAGAGAUAAAGAAGAUGGAGUAUCUUCAUGCAGCUCUAUCAGAGGCUCUAAGGUUGUACCCUUCAGUUCCAUUAGAUCACAAGGAGGUAGUUGAAGAUGACGUAUUUCCAGAUGGAACAAUAUUGAAGAAGGGAACAAAAGUGAUAUACGCAAUGUACAGCAUGGGGAGAAUGGAGGCGAUUUGGGGGAAGGACUGCAGGGAGUACAAGCCCGAGAGAUGGCUACGGUCAUCGGACGGCCGCUUCAUGAGCGAGUCUGCAUACAAAUUUACGGCUUUCAAUGGCGGUCCUCGCCUCUGCUUGGGCAAAGACUUCGCUUAUUACCAAAUGAAGUUCGUCGCUGCCUCCAUCAUUUACCGGUACCGUGUGAAGGUGGUCGAAAAUCAUCCGGUGGAGCCAAAGCUGGCACUGACCAUGUACAUGAAGCAUGGGUUGAAGGUCACUUUCCAAAAGCGUGACCAUGCUGAGCGCCACAAAUUACUAAAUAUAUGAUAUAUGAUAUUAAUGGGGAUUAAUAUAAUAUAGAUUAUAGUGUGUUUGGCGUUUAUGUUGUCGUAUGUAAUAAUGAUAUCGUUCAUAUAUAAAUAGUGGCAUUGCCAUAUCCCACAUACAUGGGAAGAUGAUUCAAAAUCUGUAGAGUGAUAUCGACUUGUGUAAUAUUGGAUUCUUCCUCGUAUAUGUAUUUGAAUAAUACAUGAAUUCUCUCUC
Pyrus x bretschneideri (Chinese white pear) is the source of this 2177-nucleotide messenger RNA. RefSeq names its product cytochrome P450 86B1-like. The record is from RefSeq and is a predicted model, not a curated record. Lineage: Eukaryota; Viridiplantae; Streptophyta; Magnoliopsida; Rosales; Rosaceae. Gene Ontology annotation, molecular function: heme binding; monooxygenase activity; oxidoreductase activity, acting on paired donors, with incorporation or reduction of molecular oxygen.